Messenger RNA from Centropristis striata (black sea bass), 2753 nucleotides. Its product is annotated as trafficking protein particle complex subunit 14-like. The record is from RefSeq and is a predicted model, not a curated record. Gene Ontology annotation, molecular function: alpha-tubulin binding. Lineage: Eukaryota; Metazoa; Chordata; Actinopteri; Perciformes; Serranidae. Gene Ontology annotation, biological process: cilium assembly. Gene Ontology annotation, cellular component: TRAPPII protein complex. The transcript has 13 exons. The coding region runs from base 134 to 1966 and encodes 610 amino acids.
UUCCCCUCUGUGUGCUCCAGACGGUGUCCGUGCUCUUAUUGUGAAAGCGCCAACAGGAAGCGUGUGUAGUCAUUGUGCUCCGGUGCUCCUGCAGCCUCCUCCUCCUGCUCCUGCUGCUCCUCCUGUGGUCGCCAUGGUGCAGAUGAUGGAGUCGCAGUGUGAGUACUUCAUGUAUUUCCCGGCGGUGCCGAUCAGCGACCUGUCGGACCCGGCCCGCUACCGCAGCCUGCCCCGCCGCAGCCACCUCUACCUGGGGGAGACAGUCCGCUUCCUCCUGGUGCUGCGCUGCCGGGAGGCGGCAGCCACUCCGCCGGAGCACGGGGGCGUCGAUGGCGCUGCAGCUGGUUUCGGGACGGAGUCGGCCAGCAGCCGGGCGUGGAGGGAGCUGGCCGGCUCGCUGUGCGCCGUGGCCAGCGUGAGUCCAGGCGAGAGCAGCCGGCACCGCGGCAACCACCACCAGCAUCACCACGACUACCAGAGCAGCGGCGACGAGGCCAACGAGGACGGCGAGGAGGACUACAUCGCCGCCGCGGAGGCAGCCAUCGCCGCGCUCGGCAGCAGGGUCGACUCCCGCUGCCGCAGCUUCAGGGACUGUAAACCGCUGCUCAUACACAACUCAUCAGGGACGGCAGCCAGGGAGUUCCGCAGGGCGCCGGUUCAGUCUCCUCUGGACGAGCCGGUGGUUCUGACGGAUGAAGUGAUCUUCCCUCUCACCGUCUCUCUGGACAAACUCCCCGUCAGCACCCUGAAAGUCAAGGUGAUGGUCACCGUGUGGAAGAAGGAGGCGGAGAAGGCGGAGGUCCAGGAGCUCGGCUACCUGAGUGUCCUGCAGCAACGAGAGCCGACACAAACCUUCAGACACGACCUGAACACCUUCAAGGCCCAGGUGAGCACCACUCUGACCGUGCUGCCUCCACCGACCCUGCGCUGUAAGCAGAUGACCGUUUCUGGGAAACACCUCGCCGUCCUCAAAGUGCUGAACGAGUCUUCUCAGGAGGAGGUGAGUGUUCGGGACGUUCGGAUUCUCCCGAACCUGAACGCCUCGUACCUCCCCAUGAUGCCCGACGGCUCCGUGCUGCUGGUCGACAACGUCUGCCAUCAGUCCGGCGAGGUCGGCAUGGCGUCUUUCUGCAGAGUCGACAGUCUCGCCUGCAAACUUCCCAGCAUGCUCAGCGCUCUGGAGGAGCACGACUUCCUGUUCCAGCUGCACCUCAACGACAUGCCGCAAGACGACUCCAACGAGGGUCUGGAGGUUCCUCUGGUGGCCGUGCUGCAGUGGUCGACUCCCAAGAUGCCUUUCACCAACUGUAUCUACACCCACUACCGGCUGCCCAGCCUCCGUCUGGACCGGCCGCGGUUCGUCAUGACGGCGAGCUGUCCCAGCACGGUGAAGGUGAAGGAACACUUCAAGGUCAAAUACGUUCUGCUCAACAACCUGCAGGACUUCCUGGCUGUUCGUCUGGUCUGGACGCCAGAGGGGCGGGGCCAGUGUGAUGACUCCUCCCUCUCGGCGGUCGUCUGUCACUCUCCUCUCAGUAACCUCGGUCACUGUCGGAGAGGCAGCACGCUGUCCUUCAGCGUGGCCUUCCAGAUCCUCAAACCAGGCCUCUACGAGCUCAGUCAGCACAUGAAGCUGAAGCUUCAGUUCACGGCGUCGGUGUCCAACCCGCCGCCGGACGCCCGGCCGCUGUCACGUAAGAACAGCCCGUCCAGCCCGGCCUUCAGGGACCUGCUGGACCGGCACCAGGCCAGUCUGGGUCGAUCCCAGUCCUUCUCCCACCAGCAGCCGUCCAGAUCCCACAUCAUGAGGACGGGCAGUGCCAUGGAGCGGCGGGCCAUCACCCCCCCCGUCGGCUCUCCGGUGGGUCGACCGCUCUACCUUCCUCAUCAGGACAAAUCGCUGCUGUCACUGGACAAGAUCGCCAAGCGGGAGUGUAAGGUCCUCGUGGUGGACCCGGUCAGCUAGGAGGGAGGAGGCAAGGAGGGAAGGAAGGAAGGAAAGAAGAAAAGGAAGGAAGGAGGUGUGACAGACUUUCUUGUAUUUGAAUCUUAAUCAGAGAAAAAGACCAAACGAACAAAAAACAUCUGAACAAGAGUUCACAUGAACGCUGCCUGGAGAUUGAUUGAUUGAUUCAUUCAUUUAUAUUUAUUUAUUUAUUUAUACGUAUGUAUUUAUAUGUAUUUGUUUAUUUUUAUUUAUUCAUUUAUUUAUUUAUUUAUGUAUAUAUUUAUAUAUUUUUAUUUAUGUGUGUAUUUAUGCAUUUAUUUAUUUUUAUUUAUUUAUUUAUUUCUAUGUAUUUAUUUAUUUAUAUCUGUAUGUUUUUAUUUAUUUAUAUUUAUUUCUGUAUGUAUAUAUUUAUGCAUUUAUUAUAUGUAUGUAUUUAUAUGUUUUUAUUAUUAUUAUUUUGAUUGAUUGAUUGAUUGAUUGAUUGAUUGAUUGAUUGAUUGAUUGAUUGAUUGAUUCAUGUAUGUAUUUAUUUAUUUAAAGCCCUGUUGUGAUCUGUCUGAGAUGAAGCUUCAGAAGUUACAGACGACGAUAAAUCUCAUUAAUAGUUAUUAAUUUAAGCAGAAACCAGAAGAACAAAGAUCCAGAGUGUUCUCUCUCUCCUCUAACGUCAUAUUUAAUGUUUCAUCAUGUUUGUUUGUUUGUUUGUUUGUUUGUUUGUUUGUUGAGACGUCGAGGAGAAACUUCAGUGUUAUUAUCAUCAUCUCAGUAUCAAUAAACUGGAUCCAUCAACAUUAACGUUACUAAA